Molecule: messenger RNA, 2279 nt
Organism: Carassius auratus (goldfish)
Lineage: Eukaryota; Metazoa; Chordata; Actinopteri; Cypriniformes; Cyprinidae
Gene: oafb
Product: OAF homolog b (Drosophila)
Exons: 4
Coding region: 403-1206 (267 amino acids)
Source: RefSeq, a predicted model, not a curated record
UUAGCCAAAUUACUGAAGUUCAGAGGAAGUGACGGGAAUACGGGAGCUUUACAUGUUAACGUUAGACGAACAGGAGAAAAAAAACUGUAUAAAGAGAAGGCUUUUAAGAAGAAAAUGUUCGUGUAUAAAUAACCCGGUGUUUUCUGAAUCACGAGUAAACAUUAAAUGGAAAUUCAAACUUGAUGGAGGCGCAAUUUCUGCGACCACGAUCGAGCUGCAAGUAACAGUUAUUUUUCUUAUUAUGUGAUUUAGUCAUCGAACGUUAACUAACCUAACGUUACCUCUUUAAAAAAGUUGUUUACAUUCGCUUUCCACCGUUCUGUCGCCUGUUUUAAGUAAUUUGCUCUGACGAUAUGUCCCAUUGUUGUGUUAAAUGAGUUUACAUCCUUGGCGUCUUUUGUAAUGAACUCGAGAGCCACUUUACAGGCUUCAGUCCAGACAGCGUUCGUCGCGUUUGCGCUGCUGUUGUCGGUAAGUGUUUGCUCACGGUUGACGGUGCUCGUUCGUCUCAACGAUGGUCAAAUAACGGAGGAGCUUUUAGAGGCGGAUAGUGAGAAGGACAUUAUAACAGUUGAGUUCAAGCAGACAGACGGGACUCUCAUCACAUUCCUCUCUGAUUUCAAGCGCCAUGUAAAGAUUUUUCGUGCACUGGUGCUUGGGGAGCCAGAGAAGGGCCAAUCUCAGUACCAGGCCCUCUGCUUCAUCUCACAUUUGGAUAAUGGAGAGCUCAUCCCCAGUGAGGCCAUGGCUCGACUCAGACAGAAAAACCCUCAUGUGGUGCGAAGUGCGGAGGAGAGACGUGGUGUGGAAGAGUUCACUAUGAACGCGGUGCUCAACAUGAGUCGUUCCUGGCACCUCAGUACUCAUAUUCAUAAUGUCUGCAGGGAUGCACGAGACCUUGUGUACACAAGACAACAAGAUGUCAAAUACUGGCUGGACAAAGGGGUGGAAGGUUCAAUAUUUGAGGUCUUUCCUCAGAGUCUGAAUGUGACUGGCUUGGAGAGCUGCAGCUCCACAACAGACCCGUGGCAGCCCUGUGCCUGUAGUUACAGGUUAAACCUGGAGUGGUUCCCCUGUCAGCUGAAGUACUGCCGGGGCCAGGGGCCGAACCCUUACAAGUGUGGCAUUAAGAGCUGCAGCAAAAGCUAUCGCUUUGACUUCUACACACCUCAUAAACAGCUGUGCCUUUGGGAUGAGGACACUUAGUAGGACCUCACAAAGGAAAAUUACUUUUCCUCAAAAGGUUUUUUUUUUUUUUUGUGGAAAACAUUUUUGUAAGGUACUCUACAACAAAGUAAAUAUUUUACUGAAAGGAAUCGUUUUGAUAAUGAGAUUAUCUUGAAAUUACUUGCGCGCUUCAGUGUUUUGAAAGCAGCUAUACAUUUUGUCUCAACAGACAACUUUCUCUGACUUUAAUGGGAGUGGGGGAAUGGGUAUUUUGAUAUGGAUUGUCAAGCCAUUUGUCUUUUCUACUUUGGACAUCACUACAAUGGUACCUCAGGGCAGGAAAUUGUGCUAUCAUUGAAGUAAAGUUUUAUAUUUAGUUCUGCUUAGGGUAGCUCUUGUUUUCAUUCUUUUUAGUUUUUUCUUGUUACAAUUUUUGAAUGUAAAAUUCUUAGCUAUCCAUAACAUUCAAAAUGUUGAUGAUAGAAUUAGUAUAAAGCAGAGUAUUUUGAUAAAUAUUCAAAUCCCAUUGUACAAAAUAAUUACAGUAUGAUGUCGGAAUGUUUUUUGUGUGUGUGUGUGUGUGUGUGUGUGUGUGUGUGUGUGUAUUUUAGAAGGUUUCUAAGCUGUUUGAUUUUUGUUUUUUUGUUUUAUGUUAAACCUUAUUCAUGUUCUUUUACUUGCUUUUACCAUGUUGCCUUCAGGAAUAGUUCAGACAAAAAUGAAAAUGUUACUCACCCUCGGGCCAUUCAAGAUGUAGAUGUAGCAUGAAGCAGAAAUGUAGCAUUACAUCACUUGUUGACCAUGGAUCCUCUGCAGUGAAUGGGUGCCAUCAAAAUAAGAGUCCAAACAGUUGAUAAAAACAUCACAAUAAUCUACAAGUAAUCCACAUCACUCCAGUCUAUAAAUAAACAUCUAAAAAGCUAUGUGCUUGUUAGAACCAAUCCAUUUGGGACUUUUUUUUCCCGUUUUUGGGUGAACUAUUCCUUUUAGUGCUUCAGAGACUUGUGAUUCUGCCUACUGCAUUGUCAAAUUAUUGCCAUGUAAUACUCUGCAACUGCUGCAACAUAAUUUCUUUGAGUUUUCAGCAUCAUCAUAAACAUUUAAAUAAUUCA